AUGAUGUGCCUGGAGAGCGGCGGCUCCGCGGCCGGCAGCCCGGGCUGCAGCGGGCGGCUCCGAGCGGGGGACGAGGAGGAGGAGGAGGAGGGCGAGCGGGGCUGCUGCGGCCGGGGCGCCGAGGGCGAGGUACAGACCCUGUCGGGCAGCAUGAACCCUCCGCCCGCGGGCAAGAGCCCCGAGCGCCUGGCCCCUCGCCACAAGCCCCGUAGCCUGGGCAGGGCCCGGGUAGCGGCCGCCGGCAUCCUCAGCGUGGGCAACGUGCUCAACUACCUGGACAGGUACACGGUGGCAGGUGUAUUACUAGAUAUCCAGCAGCAUUUUGGAGUUAAAGACAGUGGCGCUGGCUUGCUACAGACAGUUUUCAUCUGUAGUUUCAUGGUGGCAGCACCUAUAUUUGGUUACCUUGGUGACCGCUUCAAUAGGAAGAUCAUUCUCAGCUGCGGGAUCUUCUUCUGGUCAGCUAUCACCUUUUCAAGCUCCUUCAUCACUGAGCAGUAUUUCUGGCUCCUCGUCCUCUCACGAGGUUUGGUUGGCAUCGGUGAAGCCAGUUAUUCUACCAUCGCUCCCACCAUCAUAGGAGACCUUUUCACCAAAAACACCAGAACCCUCAUGUUGUCUGUCUUCUACUUUGCAAUCCCUCUUGGCAGUGGUUUGGGAUACAUCACUGGAUCAAGUGUGAAGCAAGUAGCAGGAGACUGGCAUUGGGCAUUGCGGGUAUCUCCACUCCUAGGCAUGAUAACAGGGACACUCAUCUUGAUAUUUGUACCUGUUGCUAAAAGAGGCAAUGUGGAACAGCUGGGGGGACAGCUGAAGGCUCGGACCUCAUGGCUAAGAGACAUGAAGGCACUGCUCAGAAACCGCAGCUAUGUGUUCUCGUCGCUGGCCACCUCCGCCGUCUCCUUUGCCACAGGGGCGCUGGGUAUGUGGAUCCCCCUCUACCUUCACAGGGCACAAGUUGUGCAGAAGACUGUCGAGACCUGCAGUUCAGAGCCCUGCGGCACCAAGGACAGUUUGAUCUUCGGAGCAAUCACGUGCUUCACUGGUUUUCUGGGCGUGAUCACCGGGGCUGGGGCAACCAAAUGGUGCCGGUUAAAAACCCAGCGAGCUGACCCCCUGGUGUGUGCUGUCGGCAUGUUAGGGUCAGCCAUCUUCAUCUGUCUGAUCUUUGUUGCUGCCAAGAGCAGUAUUGUGGGAGCCUAUAUUUGCAUUUUUAUCGGAGAAACUCUUCUGUUUUCAAACUGGGCAAUCACAGCUGACAUACUAAUGUAUGUGGUUAUCCCGACACGACGCGCGACCGCAGUGGCCUUGCAGAGCUUCACUUCUCACCUACUGGGAGAUGCUGGCAGCCCCUACCUGAUUGGAUUCAUCUCAGAUCUGAUACAACAAAGCACAAAGGAGUCCCCGCUCUGGGAGUUCCUCAGUCUGGGUUAUGCGCUCAUGCUCUGCCCAUUUGUCGUCGUCCUUGGAGGGAUGUUUUUCCUGGCCACGGCCCUCUUCUUUCUAAAUGACCGCACCAAAGCUGAACAACAGGUGAAUCAACUGAUGAUGCCACCAGCCUCCGUGAAAGUCUGAGAUGCUGACAUUAUCGAUGAUGAAGGAAAUGCUGUGUGGACUCCAGCUCCCACAACCACCACUCCAACCUCCUGAUAGGAAACUUCCGUACUGGACACAAGCAAAAGUUCCAGCUCCGGGCUGCAUUUGGAGUCUUAUUGAGUGCUAAACUAAUGACUUCACUCUAACCAGCUGCUGGGUCGGGGUCAAAGACACAAAUGGGGAUGGCCUAGCUAUCAGGGCUUCUAAGCCUAAGGAUAUUGUAGGGUUUCCCCACAUGGCUGAGUGUCCGAAGAGCCCACCAUCAUACUACCCGUGUGUGUGACUGUACAUUGUGUAUACAGUUUUAGGUUUAGCCAGUGAAGUCUACAUUGCAUACAGGGCAACUUCCGUCCUAUUAAAUGCUGCCAGUUCUGUUAGGCAGAGACUAUGCUAGCUGGGGACCUUUUCUGUACAUCACAGCUUUACAAAUUGAAGGCUCAACCCAGAUUUCUUUAAUUAUUAUUUAAACAUGUCAGAGGAUGCUUUAUCUUCAUGAAAGACAUUAAAUACAGCUCUAUCAAAUCUCUGUUUUAACUUUGAGCAUCUCGAAAGGCCCAUGCACCUGUACUGGAUGUGAAAGCUUCCACUGUGUUGCAGCAUCUAUCCCCAAGAGGGCUCCAAGGGAACAUUCAGAAAGUAUGGCACAGACCUUCAAGCAACAGCAUCCUGCUUAAGGGAAUACCAGAGGAGCUAGCAUGGACAUCCGUCUCUUAUUCUUGAACAGCUGGGAGGAGGAAACAUCUCUCCCUGCACAAGAUGUUCUUUGGGAUUGUUAGAGAAGAGCCAGGAAAACCACGGUCAGUGAUAUCUGGUGGGUU
Molecule: messenger RNA, 2414 nt
Organism: Chelonoidis abingdonii (Abingdon island giant tortoise)
Lineage: Eukaryota; Metazoa; Chordata; Testudines; Testudinidae
Product: SPNS lysolipid transporter 2, sphingosine-1-phosphate
Biological process (GO): sphingosine-1-phosphate receptor signaling pathway; lipid transport; transmembrane transport
Cellular component (GO): membrane
Molecular function (GO): sphingolipid intramembrane carrier activity; transmembrane transporter activity
Source: RefSeq, a predicted model, not a curated record